Messenger RNA from Cladocopium goreaui, 708 nucleotides. Lineage: Eukaryota; Dinophyceae; Suessiales; Symbiodiniaceae. The record is from the annotation of a GenBank genome assembly.
AUGGAUUUUGACAACGAAUCCCUGCUGCGGUGCUUCUGUUCGGAAGAGGAGGAGCAGAGGAUUAUUGCUUGGAACAAAGAGAACGGCCAUGCUCGGUCUGAUAUCUUCGAAUUCAGGCUUGAAGAAGCCGACAAAUUGAGAGCGCAGGGCAAUGAGUUCUUCAACUCAGGAGACUUUGAAACUGCUCGUCAGCGCUACUAUGGUGCCAUCUGGCAUUUGGAUUUUGAUAUUGGCCAACAGUGGAAUCUGAUGGACAAACACCAGCUUGACCUGAACACUAGGAAGCUGAAAGUCAUCAGCAACAUCUGCGCAGCGUACCUGAAGGCCGAAGACUGGGUGAACACCAAAAAGGCGGCAGACAUUGGCGUGCGGCACAUGGAGAAGGGUGAGCUCACGGAUGACGAGGCCAAGGGGAAGUUCCACUACCGCAAAGGCUUUGCAAAUCUACAGAGAGGAUUUGCAGAGGAUGCGUACGCGUCGCUGAAACAGGCGGAGUCCUUCGCCCCGGGCGACAAACAGAUCCGCAAGAUGCUGAAGGAAGCAGCGGAACAUCAGAAGGCAGAUCGGGAAAAAGCCAAAGAGGUUUGGCGCAGCAAGCUCCUCACUGAAGAAGAGAAGUCGUGCCAGGGCUCCUGGACGCAGCCGUCGGUGGCCUCGGCACGGGUGAAGUCGAUGCUCCGGCGAUGCUGUCGCCGCAAGACGCAGUGA